AUGCGCGGUCAUCGCAUAGACUCGUACAAGGAUCUCCUAGCAGUUUGCACAGGCUUGCACAAACUCGUUCUCCGGCGUUACCGGCCAAGCUUGAAGAAGCGAGAACCCCCAUUCACGCUCCCCCAGUCCAUCCGGGAACUCCACAUUUGCGACUCGGACUUCCGCUCAUCCGAUCCUUUCAUCGCUCUCCUCCGCGCCACUCCUGGACUCGCUGAGCUGUACUUGGACAGCUGCUCCGCAGAACUCAAGUCGGAUAGUACCAGUUCCAGCGCAUGUAGUCCGAUAACGGAACGUCUGUGCCCCGCCUUGCGAGUGCUCGGUGUUUCUCUCGCGUUCGGCUGUGUUUCAUCCAUGCUCAAGCCAAUCCGUCUCGAUAAUCUCCGCAAACUUCGUAUAGUUGUCGGGGGGAAUGACAGUGUAGAGAUCUUACGCAAGGUUCUUGCAGAUGCGGACCUCACCUUGACUACCUUGCGAUUGACCCCUGCUACUCAUGGCGAUGAAAUUAUCGAAUCCCAACGCAAGUGUCUGUCCGAGGCUCAAAAAUCGGCGCUUCGUGAGGUUCAUCUAGCGGUCGCAGAUGUCCCCGGCUUGUCGGUCGCAUUCUCUGCACAGUUUUUCGCUGCUUUGAGCGCACCUGGAGUUGAAGUUAUCCGCCUCGAUUAUGGGAUGCGUCGACACCGAUUCUUCGACCUCGACGAGGUUGCCGCCUGGGUGCCAGUCGAUGAUACGCUCGCUGCCUUUCCGAAUCUCAAGGAGCUCGCGGUCGUGGACGACGAACGUUUUGAAGCACGUGAAUUUGCCAAUAUAUCGCAGUAUUUACCGCGAUGUGCGGCAAGGGGGAUUCUCCUUCCCGAAGUCGAGUACGCCAAAUACAGUUGGAACCGCUCAGACUUCGAUAUCGGCGCAUUCUGA
This is a messenger RNA of Punctularia strigosozonata HHB-11173 SS5, 912 nucleotides long. RefSeq lists its product as uncharacterized. The transcript has 2 exons. The record is from RefSeq and is a predicted model, not a curated record. Lineage: Eukaryota; Fungi; Basidiomycota; Agaricomycetes; Corticiales; Punctulariaceae. The coding region runs from base 1 to 912 and encodes 303 amino acids.